Messenger RNA from Diprion similis, 3691 nucleotides. RefSeq lists its product as uncharacterized. The transcript has a single exon. The record is from RefSeq and is a predicted model, not a curated record. NCBI's taxonomy places the organism in Eukaryota, Metazoa, Arthropoda, Insecta, Hymenoptera, Diprionidae. Bases 300 to 3677 code for a protein of 1125 amino acids.
GUUACACUCUUUUUUUUCCAUCACCACGUGCUCAACAACGUCUGCACUCUCAGAUCGUCGCGGCGUGUGAGAAAAAACGCGGCAACACCGCGACGACGUAGCGACACGAUGUCAGCGAACGUCCUUAUAUGGUCGAGGUUCUCAGUCGUACAGGAUGUUUCAGGUUAAUAACAGGUCUGGUCGUGUUUUAGGGAAAUAACUUUUCCUCGCUUGUCCGUGUAGUCUGACUUGUACAGCUAGUAAUUAAAAAGUAAAUUACCUUUUUGUACACGUACUAUCAUAUUUUUGUAAAUUACAAAAUGGAAAGUUACAGUUGUUCAGGGGGUUCAGGUAGGGGAAUGCUUGAAGCUGGCGGUCUUAGGUCUGGUAAACGUAGGCGUCUUCACACAGACGAUGGUAAUGUAACGUCAAAGAGACCGCGUAUGGAUUUAAGUAUUGUCAAUGACGAAGAGAUUAACAAAUUUGCCAAAAGUGUGGUUGGCAGAGAAGGAACACCUGCGUUUAAUCAAUUCUUAGAUUUUUUAAUCGAAGAAGGAAGAUUGAAAGUAUUGAAAAGAGAGGGAAUAAAGUUAACCAUUGUGUCAAGUAUUUUGGAUAGAGCUAGGAAUAAUGCUACAAAAGCCUUUGGAGAUCUUUUCGAUCUAUGGUUCGACGAGAAAGGAAACAAAAAGCAAUAUUUAAAAUGCCUGGAAAAAGAAGGAAUAAAUCUAUCGAGUAUGUCUAGUAUGUUAAGCGGAGCAGGAAUCAAUGCUGCCACAGCUUUCAAAGAUUUGUAUGAUCUUUGGUUCGACGAAGAAGGGAAUAAACGAGAUUAUUUGAAAACUUUAGAAAAAGAAAAAGUAAAUUUAUCCAACAUGUCGAGUGUUUUAAGCAGAGCAGGAAUUAAUGCUGCAAAGGCUUUCAAAGAUUUAUAUGAUCUUUGGUUUGAUAAAGAAGGAAAUAAAACGCAAUAUUUAAAAACUUUGGAAAAAGAAGGAAUAAAUCUAUCCAAUAUGUCCAGUGUAUUAAGCAGAGCGGGAGCUAAUUCUCCAAAGGCUUUUAAAGAUUUGUACGAUCUUUGGUUUGAUGAGAAAGGGAAUAAAACACAGUAUUUAAAAGCUUUGGAGAAUGAAGGAGUGAAUCUGUCUAGUAUGUCCAGUGUCUUGAACGGGGCGAGAAUUAAUGCUGCAAAAGCCUUCGGAGAUUUAUAUUAUCUUUGGUUUGAUGCAAAAGGGAAUAAAACAAAGUAUCUAAAAAUUCUGGAGGAAAAGGAAAUAAGUUUAACUAAAAUAUCCGGUAUUUUAAGUAAAGCAGGAGCUAAUGCCGCAAAGGCCUUCAAAGAUUUGUAUGAUCUUUGGUUUGAUGCGGAAGGGAAUAAAACGCGUUAUUUAGAAGCUCUGGAAAACGAGGGAAUUAAUUUAACCAAUAUGUCAAGCAUUUUAAAUGGCGCUGGAAGCAACGCUGCAAAAGCUUUCCAAGACUUGUAUGAUCUUUGGUUUGAUGUAGAAGGGAAUAAAACGCAAUAUUUAAAAAAUUUAGAGAAAGAAGAAAUAGAUCUGGCUAGUGUGUCCAGUAUUUUGAACGGAGCCGGAACUAACGCUGCAAAAGCUUUUAAAGACUUAUAUGAUGUUUGGUUCGAUACAGAAGGGAACAAAAGACAAUAUUUAAAAACUUUAGAGGAAAACGAUAUAAAUUUAACUAAAAUGUCGGGUAUUAUAAGCAAAGCAGGAGCUAACGCUGCGAAAGCUUUUAAAGAUUUAUAUAAUCUUUGGUUUGAUGCGGAAGGAAAUAAAUCGCAAUAUUUGAAAAAUCUAGAAAAAGAGGAAAUAAACUUAACUAAUAUGUCGAGUAUUUUGCACGGGGUAGGAGCUAAUGCAGCAAAAGCUUUCAAAGAUUUGUAUAAUCUUUGGUUUGAUGUAGAUGAGAAUAAAACACAAUAUCUGAAAAAUCUAAAGAGGAAACAAGUUAAUCUCACCAACAUGUCCAACAUUUUGAGUGGAGCAGGAGGUAGUGCUGCUAAAGCAUUUAAAGACUUGUAUGAUCUUUGGUUCGAUGUUGAAGGAAAUAAGACACAAUAUUUAAAAAAUCUAGAAAAGGAGGAAAUAAAUCUAAUCAAUGUGUCCAGUAUUUUGCAUGGAGUAGGAGCUAAUGCUGCAAAAGCUUUCAAAGAUUUAUAUAAUCUUUGGUUUGACGUAGAAGGGAAUACGACACAAUAUUUGAAGAAUCUAGAACAAGAAGAAGUAAAGCCGUCUAACGUGUCGAGUAUUUUGAACGGUGCAGGAACUAAUGCUGCAAAGGCUUUCAAAGAUUUAUACGACCUUUGGUUCGAUGCGAAAGGGAAUAAAACACAAUAUUUAAAAACUUUGAAAGAAAAAAAGAUCAAUCUGAUUAACAUGUCCAGCAUGUUGAGUGGAGCAGGAGCUAAUGCAGCAAAAGCAUUCAAAGACUUGUAUCAUCUUUGGUUUGAUGUAGCAGGAAAUAAAACACAAUAUUUGAUAAAUCUGGCAGAAGAAGGUAUAAAGUUGAAAAAAAUAUCUAAUUUUUUGAACGGAGCAGGAGCCAAUGCUGCAAAAGCAUUCAAAGACUUGUACAAUCUAUGGUUCGAUGUAGAAGGAAAUAGAACGGAAUAUUUGAAAAAUCUAGAAAAAGAGGGUAUAAAACUGACCAACAUGUCCAGCAUAUUAGGCGGAGCAGGAGCUAAUGUUGUCAAAGCUUUUAAAGACUUAUAUGAUGUUUGGUUUGAUACAAAAGGUAAGAAAAAACGGCAUUUAAAGAAUUUUAUUGGGAGGAAAGAUGGGGAGAAAAGUUUCAGUAUUCAUAGCUUAUCCGGUAUGUUGAGUGGGGCAGGUGCUAAUGCUAAAGAUGCUUUUGAAAAAUUACACGCCGUUUGUUUUUAUGGUAAAGGAAAAAUAACACGACUUUUAGAUGAUUUUUAUAACGCAGGUUUCGAGCCAAGUAACUUAUCAUCCGCACUGUGUGGAGCAGGAGUUCGUGCUUCCUUUAUUUUAAAGAAAUUACACGUUCUUUGUUUCGAUGAAGAAGGACGAAUAACACAACUUUUAGAUGAUUUUUUUCAAAUAGGUUUCGCGCCGGGUGAUUUAUGUAGUAUGUUGAGUGGAGCGGUAAAUAGUUUGGAGAAAUUUCAUGAUUUUUGCUUUAUUGGAGAUACAAAAAAAUAUUUACAUCAUUUCGUAGAUCAGAAAGAAGGUUUCAAUCUUAAUAACCUGGCAGAGAUAUUACACGGAGCAAAAGCUAAUAUUUGUUCCGCUUUGAAAAAUUUUUACUAUGUUUGCUUUGAUGAGACAGGAAACAAGACAGACUUUUUAAAUGAUUUUCAUAAGGUUGGUUUUCAGCCAGGUGAUUUGUCCAAAAUAUUAUGCAUGGCAGGAAGAAAUGCCUCUUCCAUUUUGACAAAUUUUCAUAAAUCUUGUUUCAGCAAAGAGAAUUAUUUAAAUCACUUCUUAGCUGAGAAAAAACUAUUCGGGCCAAAAAAUUUAUCCCAGAUAUUGGAUAGGAUAGGACUUAAAGUUUGUACUGCUUUUGAGAAAUUGCAUAAUAUUUGUUUUGACGAAGCAGGAAAGAAGACAAAGUAUUUGAAAAGUCUUGCAAAAGAUAACCCUCCCAAUAAGAUAAUUGAUAUAUUAUAUAAAAAAGUUAGAAAAGCUCCCUCUAAAUUUUUUGAUGACUCAUCAAAAUAACAGAAUAGUAGUGA